Molecule: messenger RNA, 556 nt
Organism: Globicephala melas (long-finned pilot whale)
Lineage: Eukaryota; Metazoa; Chordata; Mammalia; Artiodactyla; Delphinidae
Source: RefSeq, a predicted model, not a curated record
UGAAAAUGUUCUGGAAUUAGUAGGGAUGGUUGCACAACUCUGUGAAUAUUAAAAACCACUGAAUUGUAUACUUUGGUUAAAAUGUGGGCGCUGCCCAGAGCGCCAUCAGCCCCCGGGCGUUAUGGCAGUUCCGCGGCAUGAUCAAGUGCACGAUCCCCGGCAGUCACCCCUUGCUGGAUUUCAACGACUACGGCUGCUAUUGUGGCCUGGGUGGAUCAGGGACCCCUGUGGAUGAACUGGACACGUGCUGCCAGACACACGACAACUGCUACAGAGAAGCCAAGAAACUAGACAGCUGUACAUCCCUCUUGGACAAUCCCUACACUGAAAGCUACUCAUACUCGUGUUCUAACACUGAGAUCACCUGCAACAGCAAAAACAAUGACUGUGAGGCCUUCAUCUGCAACUGUGACCGCACUGCUGCCAUCUGCUUCUCAAAGGUCCCGUACAACAAGGAGCACAAGAACCUGGACACCAAGAAGUACUGUAAGGGCUGAGUAUCGUCCCAGGAAAUUGUGAUUCCCUACCAGCCCCAUGGCUUUCACCUUACACCAUG